Messenger RNA from Drosophila obscura, 1520 nucleotides. It is a transcript of the gene Ucp4A, whose product is annotated as mitochondrial uncoupling protein 4. Gene Ontology annotation, biological process: response to cold; mitochondrial transport. Gene Ontology annotation, cellular component: mitochondrial membrane. The record is from RefSeq and is a predicted model, not a curated record. NCBI's taxonomy places the organism in Eukaryota, Metazoa, Arthropoda, Insecta, Diptera, Drosophilidae.
GCCGCCGCGGGCCGCCGCUGCCGUGCCAUUGUCGUUGUUAUUAUGUAAAAUCCGUACGGAAGCAAUACGUGGGACAACAAACAAAGGCAUCGCAUAAGCAUCGCAUCUCCUGGACGUCCAACACAGCAGCAGCUGCGUGAAAGUUGAACGGCCACCAGAGGCAGAGCAGGCCAUCAACAGGUCACACCACCCUGAGAACGGGUGUUAAUAAAUAAAUAGCCUUGAAAGAAAGACGAAAUUUCCCAUUGCCAUUGCCAUCCAUCUGAGAGUUGUGUGAGUAUUUGGACCUUCGGAGACUCGCAUUUUGUUUGACUUUUGAGCUCCUUCAGUUACUCUUCCGCCGAUUGAAGCCAUGACUUCGGCCGCAGCCACAGACACAGCCCAAGCUCAAGCACAGCAACCCAGUGCGAGUGCGAGUGCCAGUGUCAGUGCCAGCGAUGAAUCCUCCACAGCUGCCGCUUCGGGCUCCUCCAGUGGACGGCAUCAGUUGCGACCCGUGAAGUAUGACUAUGCCGAUUCCUUUGCCUGCACCUACAUUGUCUCUGUGGUGGCUGCCUCUGUGGCCGAGCUGGCCACAUAUCCCCUGGACCUAACCAAGACGCGGCUGCAGAUACAAGGCGAGGCGGCAGCAGCCACCAUUACCACCACCGGCAGCAUCAGCAGCACUCCUGCUCCUUUAGGAGCCAAGGGCAAUAUGCAAUACCGCGGCAUGGUGGCCACCGCCUUUGGCAUUGCACGCGAGGAGGGCGCCCUCAAAUUGUGGCAGGGCGUGACACCGGCGCUCUACAGACACGUCGUCUAUAGCGGUGUGCGCAUCUGCAGCUACGAUCUGAUGCGCAAGGAGUUCACACAGAACGGCACCCAGGCCUUGCCCAUAUGGAAAUCGGCUUUAUGUGGCGUCACAGCUGGUGCCGUGGCCCAAUGGCUCGCCUCGCCCGCCGAUCUAGUCAAGGUUCAGAUCCAAAUGGAGGGACGUCGCCGUCUGAUGGGUGAACCGCCGCGCGUUCAUAGCGCUGGUCAUGCGUUCCGCAAAAUUGUCCAACGUGGCGGCAUCAAGGGCCUGUGGAAGGGCAGCAUACCGAAUGUACAGCGUGCCGCACUGGUUAAUCUGGGUGAUUUGACCACAUACGAUACGAUCAAGCAUCUGAUUAUGGAUCGACUGCAGAUGCCCGACUGUCACACCGUCCAUGUGCUGGCGUCGGUGUGUGCGGGCUUUGUGGCGGCCAUUAUGGGCACACCAGCGGAUGUGGUAAAGACGCGCAUCAUGAAUCAGCCCACUGACAACAAGGGAAAUGGUCUGCUGUAUCGGGGAUCUUUGGAUUGUCUGCGACAAACGGUGGCCAAAGAGGGAUUUCCAGCGUUGUAUAAGGGAUUUCUGCCCUGCUGGAUAAGAAUGGCACCCUGGUCGCUUACCUUUUGGCUAUCCUUUGAGCAGAUACGCAAAAUGAUCGGAGCUUCUAGCUACUAAGGAAGGAAACACACACAAUAUAGUACAUACAAUACAAUACAUGAUACAUAUA